CCACUUGGUCACACCCAUCGUAGCUGCUAAUGGAGGGUCGACGGGUGGGGUUUCUCCUGUGGCAGAACUUCACCAAAUGUUGGCCAUUCGAAAUGUUGCUGUACACCAAGGAACUCGUGGCCCCGCGUCCAAAAGGCGGCCAAGGUCUGCUCCGUUUCAAGCAGAAUUUGCUGAAGAAGAAGGUGCUGAAUCGUCUGACUGAUUCACUUGCCCACUCCACAAUCCACGGAAUGCAGAAUGUGUUCACAGAGAGGCAUUUCUGGGUGCGCUGCAUGUGGCUGUGCAUCGUAGUGGGGGCGGCCGUCACCUGCUUCAGCCUGUACUCCGUACUGAUGCAUCGCCACAGCGAACAGCUGCUGGUCAGCCUGAUAGACACCACUCAGAUGCCAGUAUACCACAUCGACUUCCCGGCGGUGGCGAUCUGUCCGUGGAAUCAUGUCAACUGGUUACGUACUCCAGCUGCCGUCCUGCGAUUCUUGCCCCGUCAUCCUGAUGCCGAGCUAAUGGAAACAUUCCGCCAGUUUCUCCUUGUCCUGGAGCAGACGACGUUUGUGAACUUCAACAAAGCGCAUAACUUGUCCAAGCGCAAUCUUACUGCGCUGGAAUCGUUGAAUGUGAGAACGGUGAUAAACUAUUUGUCCCAUCGCUGCGACGAACUAUUCGUCCCGGACUCCUGUGUCUUCGAUGAGACGCCGUACGACUGCUGCAAGCUCUUUGUGUCGGAGCAAACCGAGAAGGGGCAGUGUCUGGUCUUCAACUCGCUCAUCUCUGAACACUCGCGCAAGAAGCAGCUCACCAACAAGUUUUACCCGUACAAACUGAGCACUGCUGGCGAAGAGUCGGGUCUGAAGUUCACUAUUAACCUGAAUGAAUCCUAUCUUAGAGCUGGCACAAAACUCCCCUAUGGAAUGAGUCUCAUGAUCAAGGAGCCCCGUCAGUGGUCAAACAACAUGGUUUAUCACCUCCAUCCGGAAACUGAGAACUUUGUGGCAGUGCAUCCAAUGGUCACCGAGACGUCUCCGAACACAUACGAGAUGAGUCCCGAGAAGCGACGGUGCUACUUUGAUAACGAGAAAAACCCUCAUUACCAGGACACGACAUUGGUCUACAAUCGGGAAAACUGCAUUGUUGUGUGCCUUCACCAGGUAGUGAUAAAAGCCUGCAACUGCUCGACACCAGUUUUCCUACCACCCAUAGGUAGGGUUCUGUUCAUGUACUUCUUUCUCAGACUUCUCAGCUCUCAUCCUGCAGUUACAGAGGGCAUUCGUGAGUGCGGAAUCUUGGACGCGAAAUGCCUCAGUCUCAAUGCCGAUAUCUUCAGCUAUGUAAAGGUGGGCGACCAGGAGAAGUACAUAAACGACUGGCGACGCGGUCACACAUGUCAUUGCCCCGACAAUUGCAGCUCCCGAAAAUACCAAAUGACGGUCAACGUCCGGAAAUUGGAUUACGAUAAAAACCAGACCAACAGAGUAAUUAAGGCACAGAUAUAUUACGGCCAGCGAGUGAUGACCAAAAUCGUGACCAAACUCAAGUACACAAGUCUCGAUUUGAUGGCCCACUUUGGGGGUAUCAUAAGUCUUUAUAUUGGCGCCUCUGCAAUAAGUUUCGUCGAGCUCUUCGUCGUGCUGGGAAAGCUGCUGUGGACACUUAUCAGAGAGGGAUACUCUAAGGCAAAAGAGUGGAUUAUUUAACUGAUACUGAUACGAU
Drosophila persimilis is the source of this 1707-nucleotide messenger RNA. Its product is annotated as pickpocket protein 19. Gene Ontology annotation, biological process: sodium ion transmembrane transport. The transcript has 4 exons. Gene Ontology annotation, molecular function: ligand-gated sodium channel activity. The coding region runs from base 30 to 1691 and encodes 553 amino acids. Gene Ontology annotation, cellular component: membrane. Lineage: Eukaryota; Metazoa; Arthropoda; Insecta; Diptera; Drosophilidae. The record is from RefSeq and is a predicted model, not a curated record.